Messenger RNA from Tricharina praecox, 1032 nucleotides. RefSeq lists its product as uncharacterized. Gene Ontology annotation, biological process: positive regulation of transcription by RNA polymerase II; mitotic cell cycle. The transcript has 7 exons. Gene Ontology annotation, cellular component: nucleus. Gene Ontology annotation, molecular function: DNA-binding transcription factor activity, RNA polymerase II-specific; RNA polymerase II cis-regulatory region sequence-specific DNA binding. Lineage: Eukaryota; Fungi; Ascomycota; Pezizomycetes; Pezizales; Pyronemataceae. The record is from RefSeq and is a predicted model, not a curated record. Bases 135 to 797 code for a protein of 220 amino acids.
CCACAUCCCCACAUACCUGGUUCUAGAUUUUAUCCCGAGAAUCCCGUCGCCUAGACAGGUCGAGUCAUCACCAGCAAACAACAAAGUACAGUACCGCCAGGGAAGUUUCUCGACCCGAGAAAAAUACUCUUUACAUGUCGUCACCGGAACUCCACCACUUCGACACAGAAUAUUCCGAAGAGCUCCUCUCAUUACUCCAAAGCCAGGCUCCGUUCACUAGCCAGCAGAGCAUGUCGAGACGGCCCAUCAAGCCCGCUACCGAGCAGCCCAUCAUCCCCGCCACCAUCACCGAUCCCCACAUCGUCGACAAGAAGGUUGAUAUGGGCGUGGGGAUGGAUCUCGGCGGCGGCGUGGACGACGAUGACCUCCUGAGCCCGCAGACACCGACGACCAACAAGAAGCGGAAGGCGGCACAGUCGUCGGCCGCGGGCGGUGGUAAUGCCGGCGGCGGCGGAGGCGGCGGGGGGGGUGCUAGCGGCGCCCUGGCACCGGCGAAGAGACCGCGAACCAACACACCGUGGACGGCGGCCGAAGAGCAACGGCUUAAGGCCAUGCGGGACGCGGGAAACUCCUGGAGCGAGAUCGCGAAGACGUUCCCGACGAGGACCGAGGGAAGUGUCAAGAAGCAUUGGUACAAGGAUAUGCACUAUGCUGAAUUUGGAGAAGACGAAAGUGCCGCCCUUCUCGCGGCUAUCAGAGAAUACGACACCAACAAAUGGAAGGUGAUUGGCCAGAAAGUGGGCAAGCCGGCAAAAGCCUGCGAACAAUACGCCAAAGAGCACUUUGCGGGCAAAUGACCGUCCCCGGCUCAGAACCAGCGUUCGUCCGUGCGGCCGGCCAUAUUGUCACCCAAACCAGUAGUGCGGAUUUCUUGCCCUUCUCGUCACAUCACCUAUCCGGCAUCGGUAGGGAGCUUACCGUUCGUUUUUGGAGAGAUCCUGGAUACUUAGGGCAUUUCGUUUUUGUUUGGUCUCGCUCUCGGGUGGAUCGGAGAGAGGAAGAGGAGGGAAACGGGUCAACAGCAGACAACUC